AUGAUACAGAUCUCUAGUAUGAUUGAUUCUGGUUACGAUGCAUCAACAACAAAGGAGCAGACCGGAGAGGUAUGUCAAAAGCGUUUGGAAAGGUAGUCUGGAAGUCUAAAUAAUUUUGACAAUGUUAGUCCUCUUAUAUUUACAUUUACUUUUAUUUUUUAAUUUUGUUUUUCUUUUUAUUGUAUUUUGUUUUUCUUUUUAUACGCGGGUAAAAAUAGAAUAAAUUAUAUAAGCUCUAUAAUUAGUGGUGGUGGUGGUGGUGGUGGCGGCCGUGGUAGUGGAAGUAGAAGUUGACAUUGCUACCUUACUACAAUGUAGUAAAUACUACCACUAUACCACUACCAUUACCACUUUAUUGCACUUUAACAUGUCCCGUAUAAAUAGGAGAAAACGCGAACGCAGUUGGUAGUAGAGCACAACGCCUUAUACUUAAAAAAAAUUUGGUAAUGUAUCCAUCCAAUAACUUUUGUUACUCACGUGACCGUACCUUGACGGUUCAUCCUUUCGCACCCCAGGCAUACCAAUGACAUAUAUAAAAGUUGUCGUUACGUCUUUAACUCCUUCAAAUCCAUGAUAUCAUGGAAUAGUCAUCCAUGGAACACCGUUCGUAGCUGUGCAGUCUAUAUGGCAUUUGUUCCUUUUUUUCUCAUACUUUUAAAGCCGUAGCUUAAACUGCGUAAUAGCAAGUCACGUUUAACUGGCCCAAUGCAACUAUUUAUAUUGAAUGAUACAGAUCUCUAGUAUGGUUGAUUCUGGUUACGAUGCAUCAACAACAAAGGAGCAGACCGGAGAGGUAUGUCAAAAGCGUUUGGAAAGGUAGUCUGGAAGUCUAAAUAAUUUUUACAAUGUUAGUCCUCUCAUAUUUACAUUUACUUUUAUUUUUUAAUUUUGUUUUUCUUUUUAUUGUAUUUUUUUUCUUUUUAUGCGCUGGUAAAAAUAGAAAAAAUGAUAUAAGCGCUAUAAGUAGUGGUGGUGGUGGUGGCGGCGGUGAUAGUCGUAGUAGAAGUUGACAUUGCUACUCUACUACCAUGUAGUAUAGACUACCACUCUACCACCACCACUACAACUUUAUUGCAAUUUAGCAUGUUCCGUAUAAAUAGGAGAAAACGCGAACGCAGUUAGUAGUAGAGCACAACGCCCCAUUCUGAAAAAAAAAUUAGUAAUCUAUCCAUGCGAUCAAAUAUUUUUACUCACGUCACCGUACCCCGACGGUUCGUCCGUCCGCACUCCAAGCAUACCAAUGUCUAAUAUAAAAGUUGUCGUUACGUCUUUAACUCCUUCAAAUCCAUGAUAUCAUGGAAUAGUCAUCCAUGCAACACCGUUCGUAGCUGUGCAGUCUACAUGGCAUUUGUUGCUUUUUUUUUCAUACUUUUAAAGCCAUAGCUUAUACUGCGUAAUAGCAAGUCACGUUUAACUGGCCCAAUGCAACUGUUUAUAUUGCAUGAUUCAGAUCUCUAGUAUGGUUGAUUCUGGUUACGAUGCAUCAACAACAAAGGAGCAGACCGGAGAGGUAUGUCAAAAGCGUUUGGAAAGGUAGUCUGGAAGUCUAAAUAAUUUUGACAAUGUUAGUCCUCUUAUAUUUACAUUUACUUUUAUUAUUUAAUUUUGUUUUUCUUUUAAUUGUAUUUUUUUUUUCUUUUUAUGCGGUGGUAAAAAUAGAAAAAAUGAUAUAAGCUCUAUAAUUAGUGGUGGUGGUAGUGGUGGUGGCGGCGGUGGUAGUGGGAGUAGAAGUUGAUAUUGCUACCUUACUACAAUGUAGUAAAUACUACCACUAUACCACUACCAUUACCACUUUAUUGCAGUUUAAUAUGUUUCGUAUAAAUAGGAGAAAACGCGAACGCAGUUGGUAGUAGAGCACAACGCCUUAUACUUAAAAAAAAUUUGGUAAUGUAUCCAUAGAAUAACUUUUGUUACUCACGUGACCGUACCCCGACGGUUCAUCCUUCCGCACCCCAGGCAUACCAAUGACUAAUAUAAAAGUUGUCUUUACGUCUUUAACUCCUUCAAAUCCAUGAUAUCAUGGAAUAGUCAUCCAUGCAACACCGUUCGUAGCUGUGCAGUCUACAUGGCAUUUGUUCCUUUUUUUCUCAUACUUUUAAAGCCAUAACUUAUACUGCGUAAUAGCAAAUCACGUUUAACUGGCCCAACGCAACUAUUUAUAUUGCAUGAUACAGAUCUCUAGUAUGGUUGAUUCUGGUUACGAUGCAUCAACAACAAAGGAGCAGACCGGAGAGGUAUGUCAAAAGCGUUUGGAAAGGUAGUCUGGAAGUCUAAAUAAUUUUUACAAUGUUAGUCCUCUCAUAUUUACAUUUACUUUUAUUUUUUAAUUUUGUUUUUCUUUUUAUUGUAUUUUUUUUUCUUUUUAUGCGCUGCUAAAAAUAGAAAAAAUGAUAUAAGCGCUAUAAGUAGUGGUGGUGGUGGUAGCGGCGGUGCUAGUGGUAGUAGAAGUUGACAUUGCUAGUUUACUACCAUGUAGUAUAGACUACCACUCUACCACCACCACUACAACUUUAUUGGAAUUUUGCAUGUUCCGUAUAAAUACGAGAAAACGGGAACGCAGUUAGUAGUAGAGCACAACGCCCCAUACUGAAAAAAAAAUUAGUAAUCUAUCCAUCCGAUCAAAUAUUUUUACUCACGAGACCGUACCCGGACGGUUCGUCCGUUCGCACUCCAAGCAUACCAAUGUCUAAUGUAAAAGUUGUCGUUACGUCUUUAACUGCUUCAAAUCCAUAAAAACAUGGAAUAGUCAUCCAUGCAACACCGUUCGUAGCUGUGCAGUCUACAUGGCAUUUGUUGCUUUUUUUUCUCAUACUUUUAAAGCCAUAGCUUAUACUGCAUAAUAGCAAGUCACGUUUAACUUGCCCAAUGCAACUAUUUAUAUUGCAUGAUACAGAUCUCUAGUAUGGUUGAUUCUGGUUACGAUGCAUCAACAACAAAGGAGCAGACCGGAGAGGUAUGUCAAAAGCGUUUGGAAAGGUAGUCUGGAAGUCUAAAUAAUUUUUACAAUGUUAGUCCUCUCAUAUUUACAUUUACUUUUAUUUUUUAACUUUGUUUUUCUUUUUAUUGUAUUUUUUUUUCUUUUUAUGCGCUGGUAAAAAUAAAAAAAAUGAUAUAAGCUCUAUAAUUAGUGGUUGUGGUGGUGGUGGUCGCGGCGGUGGUAGUGGAAGUAGAAGUUGACAUUGCUACCUUACUACAAUGUAGUAAAUACUACCACUAUACCACUACCAUUACCACUUUAUUGCACUUUAACAUGUUCCGUAUAAAUAGGAGAAAACGCGAACGCAGUUGGUAGUAGAGCACGACGCCUUAUACUUAAAAAAAAUUUGGUAAUGUAUCCAUCCAAUAACUUUUGUUACUCACGUGACCGUACCCCGACGGUUCAUCCUUCCGCACCCCAGGCAUACCAAUGACUAAUAUAAAAGUUGUCUUUACGUCUUUAACUCCUUCAAAUCCAUGAUAUCAUGGAAUAGUCAUCCAUGCAACACCGUUCGUAGCUGUGCAGUCUAUAUGGCAUUUGUUGCUUUUUUUCUCAUACUUUUAAAGCCAUAGCUUAUACUGCGUAAUAGCAAGUCACGUUUAACUGGCCCAAUGCAACUAUUUAUAUUGCAUGAUACAGAUCUCUAGUAUGGUUGAUUCUGGUUACGAUGCAUCAACAACAAAGGAGCAGACCGGAGAGGUAUGUCAAAAGCGUUUGGAAAGGUAUUCUGGAAGUCUGAAUAAUUUUUACAAUGUUAGUCCUCUCAUAUUUACAGUUACUUUUAUUUUUUAAUUUUGUUUUUCUUUUUAUUGUAUUUUUUUUUCUUUUUAUGCGCUGGUAAAAAUAGAAAAAAUGAUAUAAGCGCUAUAAGUAGUGGUGGCGGUGGUGGCGGCGGUGGUAGUCGUAGUAGGAGUUGACAUUGCCACUUUACUAUCAUGUAGUAUAGACUACCACUCUACCACCACCACUACAACUUUAUUGCAAUUUAGCAUGUUCCGUAUAAAUAGGAGAAAACGCGAACGCAGUUAGUAGUAGAGCACAACGCUCCAUACUGAAAGAAAAGUUAGUAAUCUAUCCAUCCGAUCAAAUUUUUUUACUCACGUGACCGUACCCGGACGGUUCGUCCGUCCGCACUCCAAGCAUACCAAUGUCUAAUAUAAAGGUUGUCGUUACGUCUUUAACUCCUCCAAAUCCAUCCUAUCAUGGGAUAAUCAUCCACGCAACACCGUUCGUAGCUGUGCAGUCUACAUGGCAUUUUUUUCUUUUUGUCUCAUACUUUUAACGCCAUAGCUUAUACUGCGUAAUAGCAAGUCACGUUUAACUGGCCCAACGCAACUAUUUUCUUUUGGAUAAUACAGAUCACUAGUAUGACUGGUUCUCGUUCCGAUGCAUCAACAACAAAGGAGCAGACCGGGGAGGUAUGUCAAAAGCGUUUGGAAAGGUAGUCUGGAAGUCUAAAUAAUUUUUACCAUGUUAGUCCUCACAUAUUUACAUUUACUUUUAUUUUUUAAUUUUGUUUUUCUUUUUAUUGUAUUUUUCUUUUCUUUAUAGGGGCUGGUAAAAAUAGAAAAAAUGAUAUAAGCGCUAUAAGUAGUGGUAGUGGUGUUGACGGCGGUGGUAGUGGUAGCAGAAGUUGACAUUGCUACUUUUUUACAGUGUAGUAUAUACUACCACUAUACCACUACCACUACCACUUUAUUGCAAUUUAACAUGUUCCGUAUAAAUAGGAGACAACGCGAACGCAGUUGGUAGUAGAGCACAACGCACCAUACUUAAAAAAAAUUUGGUAAUCUAUCCAUCCAAUAAAUUUUGGUGCUCACGUGACCGUACCCCGACGGUUCCUCCGUCCGCACCCCAGGCAUACCAAUGACUAAUAUAAAAGUUGUCGUUACGUCUUUAACUCCUCCAAAUCCAUCCUAUCAUGGGAUAAUCAUCCACGCAACACCGUUCGUAGCUGUGCAGUCUACAUGGCAUUUUUUCCUUUUUUUCUCAUACUUUUAACGCCAUAGCUUAUACUUCGUAAUAACAAGUCACGUUUAACUGGCCCAACGCAACUAUUUUCUUUUGGAUAAUACAGAUCACUAGUAUGACUGGUUCUCGUUCCGAUGCCUCAACAACAAAGGAGCAGACCGGAGAGGUAUGUCAAAAGCGUUUGGAAAGGUAAUCUGGAUGUCUAAAUAAUUUUUACAAUGUUAGUCCUCACAUAUUUACAUUUACUUUUUUUUUUAAUUGUUUUUUUCUUUUCAUCGUAUUUUAUUUUCUUUUUAGGGGCUGGUAAAAAGAGAAAAAAUGAUAUAAGCGCUAUAAGUAGUGGUAGUGGUGGUAACGGCGGUGGUAGUCGUAGUAGAAGUUGACAUUGCUACUUUAGUACAGUGUAGUAUAUACUACCACUAUACCACUACCACUUUAUAUCAAUUUAACCUGUUCCGUAUGAAUAGCACGAACGCAGUUAGUAGUAGAGCACAACGCCCCAUACUUAAUAAAAUUUGGUAAUCUAUCCAUCCAAUAAAAUUUAGUACUCACGAGACCGUACCCCGACGGUUCGUUUGUCUGAACCACAGGCAUACCAAUUUAUAAUAUAAAAGUUGCCGUUACGCCUUUAACUCCUCCAAAUCCAUGAUAUCAUGGGAUAAUUAUCCAUGCAACACCGUUCGUAGCUGUGCAGUCUACAUGGCAUUUGUUGCUUUUUCUCUCAUACUUUUAAAGCCAUCGCUUAUACUGCGUAAUAGGAAGUCACGUUUAACUAAGCCAAUGCAGCUAAUUCUUAUUGCAUGAUACAGAUCUCUAGUAUGACUGAUUCUGGUUACGAUGUAUCAACAACACAGAAGCAGACCGGAGAGGUAUGUCAAAAGGCUUUGGAAAGGUAGUCUGGAAGUCUAAACUAUUUUUACAAUGUUAUUCUUCUCAUAUUUACAUUUACUUUUAUUUUAUAAUUUUGUUUUUUCUUUUUAUUGUAUUUUUUUUCUUUUUAUGGGCUGGUAAAAACAGAAAAAAUGAUAUAACCGCUAAAAUUAGUGGUGGUGGUGGUGGUGGUGGCGGCGGUGGUAGUGGUAGUAGAAGUUGACAUUGCUACCUUACUACAAUGUAGUAAAUACUAGCACUAUACCACUACCACUACCACUACCACUACCACUUUAUUGCAAUUUAACAUGUUCCGUAUAAAUAGGAGAAAAAGAGAACGCAGUUGGUUGUAGAGCAGCACGCCCCAUACUUAAAAAAAAUUUGGUAAUCUAUCCAUCCGAUAAAUUUUGGUACUCACGUGACCGUACCCCGACGGUUCAUCCGUCCGCACCCGAGGCAUACCAAUGUCUAAUAUCAAAGUUGUCGUUAAGUCUUUAACUCCUCUAAAUCCAUGAUAUCAUGGAAUAAUCAUCCAUGCAACAUCGUUCGUACCUGUGCAGUCUACAUGGCAUUUGUUCCUUUUUUUCCUCAUACUUUUUAAGAGAUCGCUUAUACUGCGUAAUAGCAAGUCACGGUUAACUGGCCCAAUGCAACUAAUUUCUAUUGCAUGAUACAGAUCUCUAGUAUGACUGAUUCUGGUUACGAUGCAUCAACAACAAAGGAGGAGACCGGAGAGGUAUGUCAAAAGCGUUUGGAAAGGUAG
Molecule: messenger RNA, 6581 nt
Organism: Porites lobata
Lineage: Eukaryota; Metazoa; Cnidaria; Anthozoa; Scleractinia; Poritidae
Source: the annotation of a GenBank genome assembly